Molecule: messenger RNA, 2727 nt
Organism: Durusdinium trenchii
Lineage: Eukaryota; Dinophyceae; Suessiales; Symbiodiniaceae
Source: the annotation of a GenBank genome assembly
AUGAAAGCCGAAAUGCAGCCGGCAGAAGGGGCAACACCCGAGCCACUGCGGUGGGCCUUGCACGGCGGGCCAGGCACAGGCAAAUCGCACACAUUGAAACUCAUACGAGAAGAGCUGUUCGAGCAGAUCGCUGGGUGGACGCGUGGGUCUCAGUACCAGAUUGUGACGUUGCAAGCGGUCAUGGCAAAUGAUUUGGACGGCGACACCAUUCACCAUGCACUGGGGCUAAAUUGGCAGAGUGCGUCAGACGACAAAAUCAGUGGGAGCAAAUUCUUGGACUUGAGUGCCAAGGCCGUGCAAUGGCGUUGGCUAAUAAUAGACGAAAUCAGCAUGGUCAGCGCAGAGCUUUUAGCCAGGUUGGAUUUGCGAUGCCGGGAGCUGGUGCGAGACCUCGCACAGAGCAAGUAUGCACGAGGAAGCGCUCACGCUCGGCCCUUCGGGGGGUUGAAUGUGAUUUUGUCCGGGGACCUCUGGCAGUUGCCGCCCCCACGCGGAACAUUCUUGGGAGAGGUGCCCUGGGAAAUGCUAACGAGUGGGAAAAGCAGAAAAGUAGCGCAUACCGUGCAUGGGCAGGAACUGGUAUGGGGAUCGGUAGGGGAGAAGAGUGUGGUCCAAGGCUUGACCGAACUCGUGCAAUGCGAACGAACGCGGGAUGUAUGGUUGCAACAUGUACAGAAAGAAAUCCGGGACGGCAGACUCGCUGCGGACAGCCAUGCAUUCUUGCACGGCCAGGAUACAUCAGUCCCAGGGAGUUGGUCUGGCGAAGCUUUAGAGUGUGGGAAUGCAACGUGCAGGAAGCUAAUGCAGGGCAAAUACACGCCCGCACACAUCCGGCUGCAUGAAUGCCCCAGGUGCAAGGAAGAACGAGCGUCCAAGAAACGCGUGGUAGAUACCGCGGGGCACAUGGUCGAAGUGGAGAAAAGGGACCGAGCCAAAGCAAUUUUUGCGACGAACGCAGUGAAGUACCAUGUGAACAAGUUGCGAGCGCAAGAUUGGGCACAGAGGCAGGGUCAAGAAGUGCAGUAUGCCAUCGCAAAAGAUACUAUCUCCAGUCGUGCAUUGCAAGAAAAACCGGAUCUGGGGAGGGAGAAAUUAACGUGGCUGCAGCGACAUGACCAAGACUGCGGAGGGUUAUAUGGGGUCUUGCCCUUGUGCGUGGGCAUGCCAGUGACGGCAACAGACCACCUGGACCGGCGCAGAGGCAUACUGAAGGGAUGUCCAGGCAAGGUGGUCGGGUGGAGCUGGCGAAAAGAGCAGGAGAUAGCGCAAGACCAAAAGACACACAUUUGGAACCAGCCCCCAACCUGUAUUUUCGUCCAAUUCACAACGAAAACGCAGUGGCGAGUCCAAGGCCUGGACAAGGACAACGUCUUUCCUGUGACGCUUCAACGGCAACCAUGGCACAUAGACAAAGGCAGGAGCCGGCCAAUGCUACGUGUCGUCCGGCGGCAAUUUCCGCUGGCCCCAGGCUUUGCAACGACUGCCCACGCCGCACAGGGGCAAACCUACGCAGAGGGUGCAAUAACAGACAUGCAACUCGGCGAAGGCGGAGACCCCAUGACAGCGUACAUUGCGGUGACACGGGUGAGAGAUAGAGAGGGUUUAUACAUCUACAGACCCUUUGAUGCCUCGCCAUACCAGAAAGGAUGUAGCGUGGGGAGGGCUCUGUUGUUGCAGACCUGGCGUGGGGACUGCAUCGAUUGGGCAACCUUACGCACGCGCUACCGAGAAGAAGCAGCGUGCAGCGAGUGCCGCGAACGCAAGCCCAAAAGCGGGUACACUGCAGGGCAGUGGAAACGGGAAGCAGCCGCGCGGGUGUGCAGAGAAUGCGUGCGUAACCAUGCGGCAAACAACACGCCGUGGCAAUGCAGCGUAUGCAAAGCAUGGCAGGACGAGGCGGCCUUUGCAAAGCAAUACGCGCGCCCACCGUGCACUUUCUACCGCGUGUGCCACACGUGCGAAGUGCAGAAGCCGUGCUGCAAGUGCGGCGUGGCAAAGCCGGCGAGCGCGUUUGGAGCUUCUGCGUGGAAGGCGCGACAUGCAGACCGACGUUGUUGCAAGGACUGCGCAGUGAAAGUGACAGGUCACUGGCGCUGCGGAGUGUGCAGUGAGCAAAAAGCACGCGAGCACUUCAGCGCGUGGACACGGCAAAGCACGAGGCAAAAUGGAAAGCAGCGUUGCAAUCCGUGCGUCCAGGCAACGGAAAUACGGGCGGCUGCAAAGAAGGCAAAGGGCAGACUAUACAAGCUGCGAGUGCAGGACAAGAGACAGCAGGUAAUCAGGUGCAGUCGGGCAGAGAGCCCGGACAGCGUACGGCCGUUGCUGCGAAGAAGCGUGUGUCGACAAGCGAUACGCCGUGCGACUGCCUGGCAGACGAAGGCACCUGUGAGAAGCACCGUGCGCACAGGGGAAAUAGAGCACCGCCGUGCAUGCGGGAAUCGUUUUCGUGUCAAAGACGGACACGUUGACGAGCCGGCGCAGCCGACGCCCAGGAAGACGCAGCCCCGCGCACAGACAACGCAAGCAGCGCAGGCAGCAAGACCGCAACAAGAGACGCAGGCCACGGCGAGAGCCGCGAAGGAGACAAACGCAGCGCCGGCAAAGGCCGAACUGGAGAGCAAGAACUGCUUGUCCUUUGACAUUUCGAAGUCUCCGGAGCAUGGCCGGUCACCGGCAAAGGUGGUGCCUUGGUCCAUGAAGAUUCCGUUCGAGAGAGCGGGAUCGUAG